AGCCGUCCAUGUGAGGAAGGGCACAGCUGGGGACAAGAUGAGUCUCCCCUUCUGACACUCCAGGCUGGGACUUGCAGGCGGCAGCCAGUAGCCCCCCAACCGGCACUCACACAGGUUUUUAGUCCAGUGUGAGUUUGUCGUCUGCAAUAAACACCUCCUGGGGGAAUAUAUUCUGAUGGCUGCCAGUUAUGGAAGUGCUCCUCAACCAGGCCUGCUCUCCCAGCAGUUCCCACCGCCCCUGCUCCCAAAGCCAGCAAAGGACAAUAUCCGGCUCCAGAAGUUACUCAAGAGAACGGCCAAGAAGAAGGCAGCUCCGCCUGCCACACAGGCGCCCGCGCCCUAUCGCUCCAGCCUCUCUCCUGUGAGCGAGGCCAGCCCUGACCUUGAGAAAAGUGACCCCUCAACUCCACCCAGGACACCAGAGACCCCCAUCUAUGCAAGUACUGUGCAGCCCAGGUUCUUCAUCAGGCCCCUCUAUCAGCACACUGCGUCCCCUUACCCAGUCCACCGAAAUUAUGGAAAAACAGCUAGGAUUUCCACGCAGACCUACACAGCUCCAGUCUGCACCAGUCCCCAGCUAGUGGCCUCACUGCAUACAUACACCCCAGCACAAUCAUCAACACCGCAAACUCCAGCUGCAGCUCAGCGUCCUGGGCAGGCAGUCGUGCCAUCAUUACUAAUUACGACAUCAGGCCCAGCUACAGUACCCUCAGCAUCCCAUGUUUCAAGCCAGGUAAGGACAAUUCAUGGAAAGCACAGUCUACAGAUAAUCAUCACCGAGGCUCCCAAAUCCAAAAAACCCAUGUUUGAUGUUCCCCAGAUAACAAUGUAUACAGCUAAAUCUCCAUUUCAUGAGAGGUCGAAGUCACCUUUCUAUGACAGUUCAGGGCUGAAGCCAUUUCAUUAUGGAACAACAACACCCAGGAGUAAAACACCUACAUUUGAGGUAAAGAGAGUGGCAACGCCUACAUUUGAGGUAAAGAGAGCAGUAACACCUACAUCUGAAAUCAGGAGAGUUACCACACCCAUAUCUGAAGUGAGCAGAGGUAUUACAGCAACAUCUGAAGUGAAGAGAGGUACGACACCUACAUCUGAAAUCAGGAGAGUUACCACACCCAUAUCUGAAGUGAGCAGAGGUAUUGCAGCAACAUCUGAAGUGAAGAGAGGUACGACACCUACAUCUGAAAUAAGGAGAGUUACCACACCCAUAUCUGAAGUGAGCAGAGGUAUUGCAGCAACAUCUGAAGUGAAGAGAGGUACGACACCUACAUCUGAAAUCAGGAGAGUUACCACACCCAUAUCUGAAGUGAGCAGAGGUAUUGCAGCAACAUCUGAAGUGAAGAGAGGUACGACACCUACAUCUGAAAUCAGGAGAGUUACCACACCCAUAUCUGAAGUGAGCAGGGGUAACACACCAAUAUCUGGUAUAAAGAGAGGUGCAACCCCUACAUCUGAAAUCAAGAAAAUUGUUGCAUCCAUAGCUGAAGAGAACAAAGGUCCAACACCAACACGUGAGAUUUCUGUUGCAAGACGACCCAAAACACCUUCAUACCAAACCCCUCGAGCAAAAACACCUGUUUUUGAAAAACCAAGGGUCAAUCCACUUUUAUUUGCAACUUCCCCUGUUACAACCACAUCAGGAGAUGCUCACAACUCCACAGUCAGAAAGGACCCACAGACACUCAAAGUUCCAAACUCUGUUGAAACUCCAGCUGAGCCUGAAACUCUAAAACAAUGUCUUUCAUCUGAAUCUGCAAAAACACCAGCAAAAGAUGACACUCCUGCUGAAACUGAAACUUCUAAGUACACAGCUCCUUCCACUGGGUACCAAAGACCAAGAACUCCUACAUAUGAAGCUCCUAAGCCCACAUCUCUUCCAACUGGACACCAAAGACCGAAAACUCCCACAUACAAAACAUCUAAGCCUGCAACACCUCAUUUUGGGUAUCAGAGACCCAAGACCCCAACAUAUGACCCGAACAUAUCUACAGUAGCACCUACCUUGCCUGAAGUCACAAAACCUCAGGCAGCUUCUAAAGAACCAGAAAUAUCAGCGGACAGUGAAGUAUCAGUAACUGAAACUGAAAAUUCAGUCCCAAGACCAAAAACCACUUCCAGUGAAGUGAGAAUAACAGUUGAGGCAGAAGAAAUUCUAACAAAGUUAUCUGAUGAAGAAAAAUCUAAAGUUCACACAUCUGGAGUAAAGAGAGUUAAAACACCUACUCGAGAUACUCAAAAGGUUGUAACAUCAACUAUAGAACCAUCAAUAGCAACAAUCCCUAUGGAGACCCAAAGAGCAAAAACACCAACAUAUGAGGCUCCAAAAAUAGCAACAGGUAUUUCUGAAACACAGGAGAUUCCUGACUGUACUUUAGUAGAAGCACCAUCAUCAAAACUAAAAGCAUUAAAUGCAUCUACAAAAAAAUCACUAGGAGUUAGUCCUUCUGUGUUUCAUGCAAGUGAGAAAAGCACCCUGCCACACCCACUAACGAGGGUAAAAAGUCCUGUCAAGGACAUAAGUAGUGCCAAAGUACUGACCGACCAAGUUGUGGCUGUGCUUAAUAGCGUAAAACAAACACCACAAUCAGAGGGGGCACUCAUACCCAAAACACCUGCUGACAAAACGGAGGCCAUUGUGAUCAAUUUGCCUACCUCUUCUCCCCAAAUUAUUGCCCCAGCUCUAAGCGAAAUUAGGCCUCCUGAUCAAAUCGGUGAUGAAGCAAUGCAAACCGACUCAGCUAACAGUGAGGUUACAGCCUCAGAAAUAAAAGAUCUUAAAGAGGAUAUGACUUUAGUCAUGCUGUCAUCUAAAGGGAAGAGUGGAACUGGUGACAAAUCACUACCAGAGGGAGAAGUUUUACUAAAAACAAUGCUGAAAACAAAGGGCUUAAAAUCCAAGGUCAGCGGCUGGUCCAGGCUCAAGAAACACAUGAUCGUUGAGCCUGAAGAACCAAAGUUUCCGGAAGCAGAGUCUGAAUCCAAGAAAGAUGUUGAGCAGCAGGAGAAGACAGAUGGACAGAAAAAGCCCACUGAGCCUGAUGCAGAAUCUGACAGUCAGGGUGAGACAAAGAGCAAAGAUUCCCCCAGGGCCAUGAAGAUGUGGGAUGCUGUCCUCUUCCAGAUGUUCUCCACCAAAGAAAAUAUCUUGCAGCAGAUAGAUGCCAACAAGAGUGAAGAAGAAAAAACCGUGAGGAACACACAGGAGAUUCCGUCAUUUGCGUAUCGCUUACCGUUGCUCCUCUACAGCCCGCAAUUCAACGCUAGAAAAUUGAAGGAAGCUGCUUCACGGCCCACCACAAAAAUAUUGACAGUGUUUGAGUUGGGGCUGAUAGGUCGCAAGAAUCAAGAUGAGGAGCCGAAAGAUUUUAACAGGACCGCGAAAGGAUUCAAUGCUUCGAAAAACACAGAGGCCUGAUCGAUGGUGGGGGGGGGGGUGGCUGCUGCUUAUGCAUGUUAGCCUUCUCCCUUCUCCUGGUCAAUCUUUGUUAAAUAAAUAAAAAUGAUACAUAUAAACUGAUAAAUAA
Brienomyrus brachyistius is the source of this 3524-nucleotide messenger RNA. It is a transcript of the gene prr33, whose product is annotated as proline rich 33. The record is from RefSeq and is a predicted model, not a curated record. The coding region runs from base 176 to 3415 and encodes 1079 amino acids. Lineage: Eukaryota; Metazoa; Chordata; Actinopteri; Osteoglossiformes; Mormyridae. The transcript is spliced from 4 exons.